UUUGAUCGUUAUUUGAUAUUGUCCUCGUUCUGGUGUCAAAAUAGGAUAAAAGGCAACGCUAAACGAUGCCAGUGAUUUUGAAGGAUUAUUCCUGGAGUCAGGACGCGGACUGGGUGACGAUUCAGGUGCCCUUCGCGGACAAUCAUCUGCGUCACGAGGAGUUGUUCACUAGCGAGCGGUUGCUCAAGAUCAACAAGGCACCUUACUACUGGGAGGUGCUUUUGGCGGACGCCAUCGUAGAAGAGGAGAGUCGUUGUGCGAUUCUGGAAAAUGAGGUGGUCUUCACGUUGAGGAAGAAGGAUGAAGGGGUGGAGUGGGAUUGUUUGGAGGUGCGAGCGGAUCGUGGUGAGAGAUUGCAUCUGAAGGAGACGUUUUUGAGCGAGCAUCAGAAGAAGUUGGAGGAGAAGGCGAAACAGCGGGCGAUCGAAAAGGAUCAGAAGAAGAGAGAUGAAAUCAGCAAACAGAUCGAAAGGGAAGGAAGCGAGAGAAAAGCGGUUGAAGAUUUGUUGGCGGAAAGCAAACGAAAGGAACUGGAGCGGAUGGAAAAGGAAAAACAGACGAAGACUGUUCCAAAAAAGGACACGCCUCGCCCGAAAGAGUUCAAAAAACCGGUACCGAUUCGACCAACGAAGAUAGUGGAAGAAAUUCCGCAAAUUCGACAGAGCGCAACUGUGGAGGUGUCGUUUACGAAACGGAAUUUCGUGACUCCGAAGCGCGAAUCCAUGGAACAGGACGAGCGCGAUUGGAUUAUGAAACAAGCGGCAGCGAAGAAAGCUACCGGUUUUGUAGAUGAGGAUUUGAGGCCCGAAGAGCGCAAUCCGGAGUGGCUAAAACAGAAAGGGGACUCGUUCUUUCAGCAGGGGAACUACUUGGGAGCGAUUUCCGCCUAUUCGACGGGGAUUAAACUGACAAAGGAAUACUACUCCCUAUAUUUGAACCGAUCGGCCGCCCAUUUUGCCAUGGAGAACUACCAGCGAUGCGCAGAGGACUGUUCUACAGCGCUGAAUCUCCUGGACCCACCCGUGGAAUCGAACAGGAAAGCUCGAGUCGCAUGUCUGGCGAGGAGAGGCGCUGCCCUGGUUAAGCUGGGCUUUCUCCGACAGGGAUGUGAUGAGCUGAUCGCUGCCUGCAAGCUGGAUCCCCAAAACGAUGGUCUUCGCCGAGAGGUGGAAAUGGUGCAACGAAAACUAGAAGAAUGUGAUACGGAUUCAGACUAGCCAGCGGUUCGAAUUGUACAAUAAAUCUUAUAUUGACUGUUUCAUUCAAUAA
Molecule: messenger RNA, 1269 nt
Organism: Aedes aegypti (yellow fever mosquito)
Lineage: Eukaryota; Metazoa; Arthropoda; Insecta; Diptera; Culicidae
Product: dynein assembly factor 4, axonemal
Exons: 2
Coding region: 66-1217 (383 amino acids)
Biological process (GO): outer dynein arm assembly; inner dynein arm assembly; cilium movement
Molecular function (GO): protein binding
Source: RefSeq, a predicted model, not a curated record